This is a messenger RNA of Oppia nitens, 3056 nucleotides long. RefSeq names its product DNA replication licensing factor mcm2-like (gene Mcm2). Gene Ontology annotation, biological process: DNA replication; double-strand break repair via break-induced replication; mitotic DNA replication initiation. The transcript has 4 exons. The record is from RefSeq and is a predicted model, not a curated record. Gene Ontology annotation, cellular component: nucleus; MCM complex. Lineage: Eukaryota; Metazoa; Arthropoda; Arachnida; Sarcoptiformes; Oppiidae. The coding region runs from base 195 to 3056 and encodes 953 amino acids. Gene Ontology annotation, molecular function: 3'-5' DNA helicase activity; ATP binding; single-stranded DNA binding.
UUAAUAGACUUUUAAUAAUACAUUUCAAUACAUAUAUAACAAAAACAUUUGGUUUUUUAAAAGUCAAGUCAAACACACCAUUGAAGUCAAUAUUGACUGAAGAAGUUUGGGAUCAAUUGAUUUGAUUAACAAAUAAAGUGAUUAAUUAAUUAGUUAACCAAUCAAUCAAUCAGUUAAAAGACAAACCAAAGACAAUGGCUUCGAGUGACAGUCGACAGUCUGACGAUGACAUCAACAGCCGUCCACCAGUUUUGUCGCCGCCAUCGCCGGGAUUACCGUUCGAAGCGGACAACGACGAAAUACCCGACGAUAAUAUGCUAAUGAUGACCGACGACGACGAAUCGGUGGCCAGUCCGCCGGCUAGCGAUGCUGACCAGGAAAAUCGUCGCCCGAUUGUUCGCGACGGACGACUCGGUGCUGGCGGCGGUGGUCGUAGAGGCGGUGGCAGCCGUGGAAGGGAUGUUCUCGUAUCGGACGACGAAAGCGGCGAAGAACUGUUUGGCGAUAACUUUGAGAUGGAUUAUAGGCCGCGACCCGAACUGGAUGUCUACGAACAGGAUAUGCUCGACGACGACGCGGGCGUAUCGGAGCUAUCGCUGGGCGAACGUAUUACAGCCGAAGCCGAAAUGAGAGCCAGAGAUAGAGCCGCCGGUCGGCUGACUGGUCGUAUGCGCCGCGGACUGGAUGUAUACGACGAAUCGGAGGACGGCGACGGUUCGGAUCGUCCGCACGUUCGUCGGCGACAACAGCGGGCUCAGCAACGACGGGCCGAACUGUUCGGCGAAGGAGAAGCCGAAGAAAUGAUCGAAAGUAUUGAGAAUCUGGAGGACACACGGGGUAUGACUGUCAGGGAAUGGGUAGUACAGAUGGCACCGAAACGGGAGAUUUAUAACCGAUUCAAGAACUUUUUGAGGACGUGUACGGAUGAAAAAGGUAGGAAUGUCUUCAGGGAUAAGAUCCGGUCGAUGAGUGAAGAAAAUAAACAAAGUUUCGAAGUGGACUAUCAUUUGUUGGCCGCUUCGGAACAAGUGUUGGCCUAUUUCCUGCCGGACGCACCCAUCGAAAUGCUAGAAAUAUUCAACGAAGCGGCCAAAGAUGUUGUACUAUCGAUGUUUCCGAUGUACGAACGUAUAGCCAAAGAAAUAUUCAUCCGUAUCACUGAUUUACCAUUGAUUGAAGACAUCCGAUCCCUACGACAACUACAUCUGAAUCAAUUGAUUCGUACACACGGCGUGAUUACAUCGACCACUACUGUACUGCCGCAGCUAUCGCUUGUCAAAUACGAUUGCAUUAAAUGUAAAUACAUUUUGGGACCGUUUAUCCAAAAUCAAACCGAAGAAGUCCGUCCCGGUUCGUGUCCUGAAUGUCAAUCUUCGGGUCCGUUUUCGAUUAAUAUGGAAGAAACUAUUUACCAAAACUAUCAGCGAAUAACUAUUCAGGAAAGUCCGGGUAAAAUAAGUGCCGGUCGUAUACCGCGAUCGAAAGAUGCCAUACUAUUGGGUGAUCUGUGCGAUACCUGUAGACCGGGCGAUGAGAUUGAACUUACGGGAGUGUAUACCAACUCAUAUGACGGUUCGCUGAAUAUAGCACACGGUUUCCCAGUAUUUUCCACCGUUAUUAUGGCCAAUCAUAUACUGAAAAAAGAUAACUGGUCAGCAAUCGGUUCAAUACUAACGGACGAUGAUAUUAGUCGUAUACUUGAACUAUCCAAAGAUCAUCGGAUAGCCGAUCGGAUAUUUGCAUCGAUGGCACCGUCCAUUUAUGGCCACAAAAAUGUUAAGCGCGCUAUUGCCCUGUCGUUGUUUGGCGGCGAAAGUAAAAACCCGGGUAACAAACAUCGCCUGAGAGGUGACAUCAAUGUCCUGCUGUGCGGUGAUCCGGGAACUGCUAAAUCACAGUUUCUGAAAUAUAUAACCAAAGUUGCAUCGCGUGCCGUGUUUACCACCGGCCAGGGAGCCAGCGCUGUCGGUUUGACGGCUUAUGUCCAGAAAAGUCCCGUAACACGCGAAUGGACUCUUGAAGCCGGUGCUCUUGUUCUGGCCGAUCGCGGUAUUUGCCUGAUUGACGAGUUCGACAAAAUGUCCGAUAAGGACAGGACAUCCAUUCACGAAGCUAUGGAACAACAGAGUAUAUCCAUAUCCAAAGCGGGUAUUGUGGCCUCAUUGCAGGCCCGAUGCGCUGUCAUUGCAGCGGCCAAUCCCAUUGGUGGCCGCUACGACAUUGGACUGACAUUUUCGCAGAAUGUCGACCUAACCGAACCCAUUAUAUCACGUUUCGAUAUCAUAUGUGUGGUCAGGGAUCAAGUAGAUCCCUAUGCUGACGAACAAUUGGCCAAAUUUGUUGUCCGAUCGCAUAUCAAACAUCACCCGAACGCUACCGACGACGAUAUUGCUCAGGUCAGAGAUGCCGAUACUAUGGAUGUAAUUGAAAAAGAAAAUACCAACGAGUCGUCGGGUUUGAUGGACGAAAUAGACAUCGAACCCAUACCGCAGGAUCUGCUACGGAAGUAUCUGGUCUACGCUCGCGAGCGGGUACGGCCAAAGUUGGCCAAAUUUGACCAGGAUAAAGUAUCGAAGUUGUAUUCGGAACUACGACGCGAAUCACUGUUGACCGGUUCGAUACCGAUAACUGUCCGACACAUCGAAAGUAUCAUUCGGUGCGCCGAAGCACACGCUCGGAUGCAUUUGCGCGAUACGGUCGGCGACCAAGAUGUCAGUGUAUCCAUUCAGACGGUUCUCGAGAGUUUCAUUGAUACACAAAAGUAUAGUGUUAUGAAAUCCAUGCGAAAGACAUUCGGCCGAUACUUUCAGCGAUCAAAUACCGAACUAUUGUUUACAAUAUUACGUCAGAUGGUUCACGAAGAGCUAACACUCCUGAGGAGCCGAUCGACUGCCGGUGCCGUUGUCGAGAAGGUCGAGAUCAAUGAGAAAGAUUUUGCCCAAAAGGCCCGACAGCUAGAGAUUCAACAUUUGCGUGCCUUUUACGACAGCCGAGCCUUUGCACUGCAGAACUAUCUGUACGAUUCAGUUAACAAAAAAAUUAUACAAAAAUUUUAA